This is a messenger RNA of Salvia splendens (bonfire salvia), 363 nucleotides long. RefSeq lists its product as uncharacterized. Lineage: Eukaryota; Viridiplantae; Streptophyta; Magnoliopsida; Lamiales; Lamiaceae. The record is from RefSeq and is a predicted model, not a curated record. The coding region runs from base 1 to 363 and encodes 120 amino acids. The transcript has a single exon.
AUGUCUUCCGGUAGCGAUUCUGACGACGAAGUCAUAAACCGAGUGGUGAAGCGCGUGCUUGCAAGGGCAGCACGACGUCGUGAAGAAGCGAACCAGGAGGCGAUUCGAAGGCCAAUCCACCGCCGUCAAUCGGGCGAACGUGACCACACUGAGGCCCACAACCGGUUGUACGCGGAUUACUUUGCCGAGGACCCACGAUGGGGCUCGACGGUUUUCCGUCGGCGUUUCAGAAUGCUGCGAGAGCUAUUCUUGAGCAUCGUUAACGGGUUAUCGGCGCGUUACCCGGACUUCCAACAGCGUUGGGACGCCGCCGGAAAGCUUGGGCUGUCACCACCGCAGAAGUGCACGACUGCAAUUAGGUAG